Aspergillus clavatus NRRL 1 is the source of this 1221-nucleotide messenger RNA. RefSeq lists its product as uncharacterized. NCBI's taxonomy places the organism in Eukaryota, Fungi, Ascomycota, Eurotiomycetes, Eurotiales, Aspergillaceae. The coding region runs from base 1 to 1221 and encodes 406 amino acids. The record is from RefSeq and is a predicted model, not a curated record. The transcript has 2 exons.
AUGGCUUCUGCACAAGCACCAGUGCCGGCGACAAGUGCUCCUGUUGGCACGCCUACCCAAACCGCAGCCGAGUCGGUGCCUACUGAACCCUCGGCCACCGAAAAACCCACAACUUCAUCCUCGUCCACAUCAUCAACCUCUUCGACAACGACCGCUCCGACGGAACCAUCGACCACCAGCACUACAAGCACCACUAGUACGACUAGUACGACUAGUACGACUAGUACCACGUCUACCUCGAACUCGCAGGCCACACAACCUACCGUGCCUGAACCCUCUCAAACUCCUGAUAGCACUACCACAUCGAUUGCUACAGCCACCGCGGCCACCCCAACCAACGACCCAACGACUAUCUAUGUGACCUCUACAGGAACAGCUUCCCCGACGCUGCCUACAGGAAAUUCGGCCAAUGGUGUGACUGCUACAUCGACAAGAUCAUCCGCAGCUGCAUCCGCGACAGGUGGAGACUCGGGAAGUUCUGGACUCUCUGCUGGUGGCACCAUUGCGGUAGCGGUGGUAGUGCCUGUUGUUUCCGUGGCAUUGAUCAUCUUGGCUGCACUUUAUUUCUGGCGCAAAUGGAAAGCAAAGAAAGCGGCGGAGGAAGAACGAAGGAAGGAGGUGGAGGAGUAUGGAUUCAAUCCGAACAACGAUCCAACACUUCCACCCGUCAUGGGUGGUGGUGCUUACGAGCCCAAGGAUGAGACAUCCGGCUACCGAGGAUGGGGCACAACCUCUGCUGGUCGCAAAGCAUCGACUAACCUGUCGAGUGGUGCGGGUGUUGGAUUGGCCAUGUCUGAAGCCGGGAGCGGCCCCGCCUAUCACCACGCCGCAACCCCCAGUGAUGGCACCAUCCAAUUCUCUGAAGGGCAGAUUCCUGAGAGUGAACCUAUCGGGGUCCUCGGAGCUGCUCCCGCAGCUUCCAACAAUCGCACAACUGACAUCCACCGUGGUCCGUCUAAUGCUUCUUCUGCGUAUUCUGCGGCGAAUCGUUCGGAAGCCUCGGAGGAAAGCCACAUGUCGGCUACUCAUCCCACUGGUGGUUACUAUGACGACAACCCGUACUAUAGCGAUGUGCAACCACAAUACGGCGCUUAUGGAGAUGGGCCGUAUGUUCCAAGUCAACCUGUGAUUCGGGAUGUUCAGGCCCGGCGUAACACGCGAAUUGAGAACCCCGCAGUCUUUCCGCGACAGGGGAAUGCCGGCAUUGCCCAGAACUUCUAA